Molecule: messenger RNA, 1121 nt
Organism: Musca vetustissima
Lineage: Eukaryota; Metazoa; Arthropoda; Insecta; Diptera; Muscidae
Exons: 3
Coding region: 10-1116 (368 amino acids)
Molecular function (GO): FMN binding; oxidoreductase activity
Source: RefSeq, a predicted model, not a curated record
GUUUGAACUAUGGCUCCACCCUACGUUUGUGUAUCGGAUUUUGAGGAAGAAGCCCAUGACAUUUUAGACAAAAAAGUAGUUGACUAUUAUCGGAGUGGUGCCGGUGAAGAAGUUUCAUUGAAUUUAAAUCGUCAAGCAUUUCGAAGAUUGCGCAUACGUCCUCGUUGUCUGAGAGAUGUUUCCUCCUUGGACACUACAUGUGAAGUUUUGGGUUACAAAUUAAAAUGGCCUGUGGGUAUUGCACCGUCCGCUAUGCAAAAAAUGGCUCAUAAUGAUGGUGAGGUUGGUAAUGCAACGGCUGCCGGUGAAAUGGGUUCAAUUUUUAUUUUAAGCACAUUAUCCACAAUACCGAUUGAAGAAGUUGCCCUGAAGACUCCAGACACGUGUAAAUGGUUCCAACUUUAUGUCUACAAAGAUCGCUCCCUUACUGAAUCUCUUGUAAGACGUGUUGAGAAGGCCAAUUUCAAAGCCCUUGUACUUACCAUCGAUUCUCCAGUUUUCGGUCAAAGAUGGACAGACGCCAGAAACAAAUUUAGCCUGCCAACUCAUUUACAGUUGGCCAAUUUCCAAUCAUCGGCAUCGGAUAUGAGAACCACCAGUGAAGGUGGCAUGUCAGCUGUACAUGAAUAUGUUACGAAUCAAUUCGAUGCUACCCUUACCUGGAAAGAUGUUGAAUGGCUGGUGAAGUUGACACAUUUGCCUGUGGUGGCCAAAGGUGUCCUAACUGCCGAAGAUGCUGUAUUAGCUCGUGAAUUUGGUUGUGCCGGAGUUAUUGUCUCAAAUCACGGUGCUCGACAUUUGGAUUCUAUACCGGCCAGUAUUGAGGCACUCCCAGAAGUUGUUCGGGCUGUGGGUAACGAUAUUACCGUCAUGUUUGAUGGUGGCAUCCGACAAGGCAAUGAUAUCUUUAAAGCUUUGGCGUUGGGCGCCAAAAUGGUAUUUGUGGGCAGAGCUGCACUGUGGGGUUUGGCUUGUGGUGGCACAGCAGGUGUUAAGGAAAUGAUGCGUGUGUUGAAACGUGAUUUAGAAAUAACAAUGGCCCUGGCAGGAUGUCAGACAUUAAAUGAUAUUCAGAGGAGAAAUGUUGUGCAUGAAUGUGAAUAUGCUAAAUUGUAAUAAUU